Messenger RNA from Centruroides sculpturatus (bark scorpion), 1931 nucleotides. RefSeq names its product serine proteinase stubble-like. The transcript is spliced from 8 exons. Gene Ontology annotation, biological process: proteolysis. The record is from RefSeq and is a predicted model, not a curated record. Gene Ontology annotation, molecular function: serine-type endopeptidase activity. NCBI's taxonomy places the organism in Eukaryota, Metazoa, Arthropoda, Arachnida, Scorpiones, Buthidae. Bases 292 to 1374 code for a protein of 360 amino acids.
GAAACGGCCGCCCGCCUUCCUAAAAGCGCGCGCGCGCUGCCGGGCGGAGAAGAAUCGGCGUCGUACUGUACGUCCGAGUCGGCGCGCUUUCGCCCGACCGUGACCGACCGGUGGCAGGUUAACGGUCGAUCGAGUCGACGUUCGAAUCGCGGUCCGUUAUUAAUAGAGCGAAGGCCAGCGCAUCGGCCGUGGCCGGGCAGAAUCGCGGUCGGAGAACGGAAUUCUCCACAGGAAUAAGUCGACGGAUGCCGAAUUCCAGUCGCAGCGCCGUCCCCAGGGAAGUCCGACGACAUGAACAUCACUUUGGUCUUCGCCCUCGUUACCUUUAAGCAAGCCUGGUCGGUCUCCAUCAAACCCAAACCCUGUUUCAACGGCAAGCGUCAACGAGGAACCUGCAUGUUCGUUUGGGAAUGCAUCCGAGCCGAAGGAAAACAUCUCGGAACCUGCACCGACUCCUUUCUGGUCGGAAGCUGCUGCUGGCGCCGAGGAAACGCCGAAGAACAACCUCCCGCCCAGUGGACGGCUUCCCAUUUCCACAAUUCCUCCUCCGAAAACGGAGUCCGCCCGACGGAGACCGAUCGCCGAAAGAAACCUCGUCCAGAAUGCGGAGUUCCCUUCGACACCCACCGAUCCAAAGUAGUGGGAGGAAGCGACGCCGCUUUUGGUUCUUGGCCUUGGCAGGUGUCCAUCAGGAAAGUUCGAGGAAGCUACGGAUUCGCCAGCACUCAUCGAUGCGGAGGCGUCAUCCUCAACCGAUUGUGGAUUGCCACCGCCGCCCACUGCGUUGAAGAUUUGUACCCGUCCAGGAUGAGAAUCAGAGUGGGCGAACACGACUUCGGCAGCACGAACGAACCCUUUCCAGAAAUGGAGAAAAACGUGGGAGGUAAGGUUCUGCACCCGGGUUACAAUGUUUUCACUUACGAACACGACUUGGCCUUGGUUAGACUGACCGAUCCCUUGGUCUUUCGACCCCACGUUUUUCCCAUAUGUCUGCCGUCUACCGACGAUGCUUUCGCAGGAAGAGAGGCCGUGAUUACCGGAUGGGGUCGACUCAGAGAAGGAGGAAUCCUCCCCUCGGUUUUGCAAGAAGUGAGAGUGCCCAUUAUCAGCAACCAGCGAUGCAGAGAGAUGUUUCGCCAAGCCGGAAAACUGGAAGUGGUUCCGGAAACGUUUCUAUGCGCCGGAUUCGCCGAGGGAGGUCGCGAUUCCUGUCAGGGAGAUUCGGGAGGACCUUUACAGAUAAAAGAUGACGAUGGAAAGUGGAUUUUAGCGGGAAUCAUAUCAUGGGGCGUCGGAUGCGCUCAACCCAACAUGCCCGGAGUCUGCGUUCGCAUCACCAAAUACAGAGACUGGAUAACAGGAAUCAUCGCCUAGAGUGGAAGAGCGCCGAGUAACACUGGGUAAUCUCUUAUCCAGGAAGUAAAUUAGCAAAGCUCUCUUCGUCCUGAUCCGGGGACGUUUCGUAACUCGGAAGGAGUGGUCAAGAUUUCCUUCGUCAUCUACAAACAACUUGGAGGGCGUAAGCGUUUGCCGAAAAUCGGCGGAAAUUUAGUCUGCGUUCUUAUCCGGAGAUCGAUGGAACCGUCUCGACAUCAAACGCCGUCUCAGAAAUGUGAUAUUAUUCAUGAUUCGGGACAAAAUUAUGCACCGAAGACAUGGUCAGACCCCAAAAGGUGUAGACUUCGCAUGGCGUCAAAACCCACAUGUAACUUGUUCAAGGUGUAAGAGAAACGCUUUUCCGUUUUCCAAUCCCGUGGAAGAAACUUUCCGGAUCAUCUAUUUUCUUCCAUUACCGGCAUCAUUAGCUCGGACGCCCAGACCACACCUCAGUUAUAUUAUGAAAAGUGUCUUUAAUAAUAAUAAAAAAAUAAUUCGAGUUGGAACCUUCGAUUGGCUCGUUUACGGUCACGAACGAAAACCAUAAAUCGCUC